Messenger RNA from Thalassophryne amazonica, 1682 nucleotides. Its product is annotated as ethanolamine-phosphate cytidylyltransferase-like. Gene Ontology annotation, biological process: phosphatidylethanolamine biosynthetic process. Gene Ontology annotation, cellular component: cytoplasm. The record is from RefSeq and is a predicted model, not a curated record. Bases 230 to 1459 code for a protein of 409 amino acids. Gene Ontology annotation, molecular function: ethanolamine-phosphate cytidylyltransferase activity. The transcript is spliced from 13 exons. NCBI's taxonomy places the organism in Eukaryota, Metazoa, Chordata, Actinopteri, Batrachoidiformes, Batrachoididae.
CCGGUUCUGGGCUGUGUGGCGGUGAUGACGCAGCGCCCGCGCGUCGUGCGUUUCUUUCCACGUUGUGCCGGUGGAAAAGGAGACGUCGGCGCACCGCACUGCUGCUGCACAAGCCGGCGGUCGUGCACCGGCGCGGGGCGCAGUCGCUUUGACAAUCACCGUCUCGUGGUGGGAGUGUGGCCGUGACUGCGUGUAGCGGCGCUCGCAUCCCACGAUCACCAGCUUGGAAAUGAUGAAGAACGCGCAUCAUCACUUCCAGUGCCAAGUGCCUGCCGGGAAAGACACGGGCGCGACGGCCGGCGCUGCAGCCUGCAGCCCGGAGAAGAGGAGGCGAAGGAUCCGGGUGUGGUGUGACGGCUGCUAUGACAUGGUGCAUUACGGUCACUCCAACCAGCUGCGACAGGCCAAGACCAUGGGUGAUUACCUCAUCGUUGGAGUGCACACAGACAGUGAAAUUGCCAAGCACAAAGGGCCUCCGGUCUUCACUCAGGAAGAAAGGAUCAAGAUGGUUCGCGCCAUAAAAUGGGUGGAUGAGGUGGUGGAAGGAGCACCUUACGUCACUACCCUGGAGACCCUCAACAGAUACAACUGUGACUUCUGUGUGCAUGGAGAUGAUAUAACGUUAACAGUGGAUGGAAAGGAUACAUACGAAGAGGUGAAGAAAUCAGGACGUUACAGGGAGUGUAAGAGAACCCAGGGGGUUUCAACCACAGAUCUGGUUGGCAGAAUGCUGCUGAUGACGAAAGCACACCACAGUAACAUCGAUAGUUCAGACUAUCAGCAGCACACAGACAAUUUUGGAAAGAAGGGCCACAGUCCCUGGAUGGGGCUGUCUCAGUUCCUGCAGACUUCUCAGAAGAUCAUCCAGUUUGCAUCUGGACAGGAGCCUCAGCCUGGAGACACCAUCAUCUACGUGGCAGGAGCCUUUGACCUCUUCCAUGUUGGCCAUGUGGACUUCUUGGAAGAAGUACAUAAGCUUGUCGAAAAACCAUAUAUUAUCGUAGGACUACAUUUUGAUCAGGAGGUGAACCGAUACAAAGGCAAAAAUUACCCCAUCAUGAACGUUCAUGAGAGAACCCUCAGCGUCCUGGCAUGUCGAUACGUGUCAGAGGUGGUGAUUGGUGCACCGUUUGCAAUCACUAAAGAUUUGCUGGAGCAUUUCAAGGUGGAUCUCGUAUGCCACGGAAAGACGGAAAUAUAUCCAUACAGGGACGGACCCGACCCUUAUGCCGAGCCUAGAAGGAAAGGGAUCCUGCAUAUGGUUGACAGUGUGAACAACCUCACAACAGAAGCCAUUGUGCAGAGGAUAAUCAAAAACAGGUUGCUAUUCGAAGCAAGAAACCAGAAGAAGGAGGCCAAAGAGGUUGUUGUAUUCCAGGCCACGAGGGGACAGGAAGAAGAAAAGCCUAAAGAGCGAGCGCAGGCCGUGCUGCAGACAAGCCAUCAUAACUUUAAUUAAGCUCCCUCUGAACGUGUGUAUUAAAACCAAGCCCCUUCAUGUGCGUUGUUAACUCGUGAUGGGCCCAGCGUGGACUCUACUGUGUGUGGGGAAAAAGCCUGGAGCAAGACGUCACCACACCUUUGUCUCUUUUAUAUGGGGAUAUUUUUCCACUCUUUAUGACUGGGUUCAAGCACGUGAGAAAACGACAAACGUUUGAGGAUACAUUGCUGCUUUUCCCCCC